GUUCUUGAGUUGCUUUUUGGGGGGAAGCUGUAUUCCUUAGAGAUGUGUUUAUUCUGUUCAUAAUUUUGUUUUCAGUUCUUACAUUAAACUUUUCCAUUUCAGUUUAUAAUUCCUUUCUUCUGUUUUACGAAUCUAAUAAAUUGACCUCCAUUCUAACCUAAAGGACAGUUUAUAUUUUUAAUACUUAAAGAAGCAAAAAAAAAAAAAAAUCCACCAAAUGAAAUUACUAACACCAUCCUAUCAUUAACCUGAGAGAAUUGUGUCUCGUAUUCAUUAAUUCUCCAUGGAAAAAUCAGCUGUGUGCCAGCCACAGUGCAAACAUGGUGAAUGUGUCGGGCCAAACAAGUGCAAGUGUCAUCCUGGAUAUGCCGGGAAGACCUGCAAUCAAGACGAACACCUCUACCCAACUCCUCUUGACCAAGGCAGUGAGCAGCCUCUUUUACAGCCCCCGGAUCAUCAAGCCACAAGUUUGCCUUCGAGGGACCUAAACGAGUGUGGCCUGAAGCCGCGGCCCUGCAAGCACAGGUGCAUGAACACUUACGGCAGCUACAAGUGCUACUGUCUCAACGGAUACAUGCUCAUGCCGGACGGGUCCUGCUCAAGUGCCCUGACGUGCUCCACGGCAAACUGUCAGUACGGCUGUGAUGUCGUCAAAGGUCAAAUCCGGUGCAGGUGCCCGUCUCCUGGCCUGCAGCUGGCUCCUGACGGGAGGACCUGUGUGGACAUUGAUGAAUGUGCUACUGGAAGAGCCUCCUGCCCCAGAUACAGGCAGUGUGUGAACACUUUUGGGAGUUACAUCUGCAAAUGUCAUAAAGGCUUCGACCUCAUGUACAUAGGAGGCAAAUACCAAUGUCACGAUAUAGAUGAAUGCUCCCUUGGGCAGUACCAGUGCAGCAGCUUUGCGCGAUGUUACAACAUACACGGGUCCUACAAGUGUAAAUGUAAAGAUGGAUACCAGGGCGAUGGACUGAAUUGUGUGUAUAUUCCAAGAGUAAUGAUUGAACCUUCAGGUCCUAUUCAUGUACCAAAGGGAAAUGGUACCAUCUCAAAGGGCGAUGGAGGACACAGUAAUUGGAUUCCUGACGUCAGAAGCACUAGGUGGCCUCUGAAGACACCGUACAUGCCUCCUGUCAUUACCGACAGGCCCGCUUCUAAGCCAACAGCAAGGCCUACACCAAGGCCAAUGCCAGAGCCUACACCCCCUCCACCCCCACCCCCCAAGCUCAGAACACCUCCGCCAGCAACAGCCCCAGAGAGACCGGCCACCAGACUGACAACUGUGCCACCAGUUGCCACCACCGCGCCCAGAGAGAUUACGGUUGACAACAGGAUACAGACGGAUCCUCAGAAACCGCGAGGAGAUGUGUUCAUUCCACGGCAGCCUUCAAAUGACUUGUUUGAAAUAUUUGAAAUUGAAAGAGGAGUCAGUGCAGAUGACGAAGCAAAGGAUGAUCCAGGUGUUCUGAUCCACAGUUGUAAUUUUGACCAUGGGCUUUGUGGAUGGAUCCGGGAAAAAGACAGUGACGUGCACUGGGAACCAGUGAGGGAUCCAGCAGGUGGACGGUAUCUGGCAGUCUCAGCAGCCAAAGGCCCGCUGGGAAGGGCCGCCCGCCUGCAGCUCCCUCUCGGCCGCCUCCUGCAUGCAGGGGACCUGUGCCUGUCGUUCAGGCACAAGGUGACGGGGCUGCACUCCGGCACGCUCCAGGUGUUUGUGAGGAAACACGGUGCCCACGGAGCAGCCCUGUGGGGAAGAAAUGGUGGUCAUGGCUGGAGGCAAACGCACAUCACCCUGCGAGGGGCCGACGUCAAGAGCGUCAUCUUCAAAGGUGAAAAAAGGCAUGGUCACACUGGGGAGAUUGGAUUGGAUGAUGUGAGCUUGAAAAAAGGCCACUGCCCUGAAGAACGAAUCACAAAGAUGAUUAAAGGGUUGGAAAAAAAGAUCUAUGAUGAAAAGUUAAAGGAGCUGGGAUUAUUCAGCAUGGAGAAGAGAAGACUGAGGGGCAAACCAUGGCUGGUUUUCAAGUAUAUAAAGGGUUGGUACAGAGAGGAUGGUGACCAGCUGCUCUCCACAUGCACUAAGAAUAGAACAAGAGGAAACAGGCUUAGACUGGAGUGUGAGGGAGCGUUUCCUGGCAGGGACAGUUGUUAAAUUAGAAUCUUUUGUUUUUAAAAGUGUGUGAAUUUUUUUGAGACUUAAAAAAAAUUUGAUAACAUUCUUUUCUAUUAAUUUAAGAUGGUUUAAAGUGUUCUUACCUCAAGGUAGAGUAACGGAUUACAGGAUCUCUCCAAAGAUAUCUUGAUUGUAUUACUAUGUAAUGAAAAUUUCCAGGCCUAAGUAACAUGGACUAGGCUACGGUGUAACUGAGCUAUUUCCCUCUUGGCCUCUGAAUAGAGAGGAAUCAAAGGGGGAAAGCCACAGCGCUGAGCUCAUGAAAAGGUCUCUCUCUUUAUGGCAAGCCUAGAAGUGUUACGAAAACAAAAAAGAAAAAAUGUAAAAUCUAUUUAUUCCAAAAGAGUGAUGGGCAGAUAUUUUAGUAUCUCAAUGACAUCCUAAUGUGGUGGUGUGCAUUUUUUUUCUUAGUAAAGUUAUAACCCUUUUACUUGCUUAAUGGAUGAUAUUUCAAAUUUUUAAAGAGACUAUAGCUAAGAACAUAGCUGAGAGAGAUUUUUAUCUGGUGCGAUCUCCCUGCAAUGUGUGUGACAACUUCACCUGGCUACUGAGAAAGUGUGCCAUGCCCAACACCACUGCCAGGACCUUUCCUUCACCUAAUAGCAUAAGUGUCUCUUACCAUUUGGAAUCUCCAAGCCCCACACAAUGGUAUUGUUUUUGGAACAAUAGGACUAUAGAAUCUUUCAUCAUUUAACUUGGUGGAGGCAAGGCUGGAGGGGGAAUAUAAAUCAGUAAGCCUUUGAGUUUGGGGCCAGGAAAUACAGCUUUAGAUCCAUUUUUAAUGAUUCAUUUCCUUUUUGGUCAUAUAACUGCACAACUGGAGAUGAAAGGAGAAAAUAGAAAAUUUCACUUUUAGGUGCCAAUAAUACAUUGCACUACACUGAUGGAAGAAGUUAUCCAAAGUACUGUAUAACAUCUUGUUUAUUAUUUAAUGUUUUCUAAAAGUGAAAAAUGUUAGUGGUUUUCCAAACAGCCAAAUAAAAAUAAUUCUUUGUAAAUAAAAACACUGUUAAUAAUA
Molecule: messenger RNA, 3188 nt
Organism: Odocoileus virginianus texanus
Lineage: Eukaryota; Metazoa; Chordata; Mammalia; Artiodactyla; Cervidae
Source: RefSeq, a predicted model, not a curated record